Suillus discolor is the source of this 2754-nucleotide messenger RNA. RefSeq lists its product as uncharacterized. Lineage: Eukaryota; Fungi; Basidiomycota; Agaricomycetes; Boletales; Suillaceae. The coding region runs from base 1 to 2754 and encodes 917 amino acids. The record is from RefSeq and is a predicted model, not a curated record. Gene Ontology annotation, molecular function: protein binding; metal ion binding. The transcript is spliced from 13 exons.
AUGGCCACUCCAGAACUAGGAAAACCUCAUUUAGGGACUAUCGAGGAGUCUGGCUUGUCUGACACGCGGUUGUCCCGAACUGCCAGCGAUGUUUCUGACCAGAGUGAUGAAGAAGGAUUCACAUACCCUGAAUCAGACUCGGAAGAGGAGGAAUUUGUUUACCCUGGUACCACUGAGGAGACCGCCACUGUUGCUAGUGGAGGGGAGCCACCUUCCUCAGAAAAUGUGGCCACUUCCAUUGCGGAUCCAGAAGCAGAGCAAGAACAAAUACCCGUUUCACCUCCUAUGGUGCCAGUAGAUGUAAUUGCAUCUCCAGUAUCUUCGCCAGCUAUACCCGUGACCCAACCUCAUCCAUCUCCUGCUCAGUUGGAAGCUUUGUCUGCAGCUGCUUCUUCUGGGGACCUGUCUCUUUUGAAGAAGCUCUUCCAGACAGCUUCGCAAGGCAGUCAAGUUGAGGCCUUUGCACUGUCAAAUGACGCGUCUCCUCGAACAGGCUUCACUGUUUUGCAUGCCGCAGCUAGUCGAGGUUACUUAGACAUCGUCAAAUGGCUCACCGUCGUCUCAGUGGUAGAAGAUUGCGGUGCAAUUCCAGAUCUAGAGGAUCGCGAGGGAGAAACUGCUUUACACAAAGCCGCUCUUCAUGGCCACCUACCAAUUAUCACAUAUUUACUACCGGAUAGAGCAGACGUGAAUGCUCGCGAUGCUGACGGCUGGACAGCUCUCCACAACGCCUGUUCAAAAGGCUAUCUUGAUAUUGUGAGGUGGUUAUGUGAGCAUGGAGGUAUUUCUAGUGUGGACAUUCGGAGUAAAGGUGGAUGGACUCCUCUUAUGAAUGCGGCGUCAAAAGGACACUCGCCUAUCGUUAUAUAUUUACUUACAAAGCAAGAAGCAAAUCCUCUUGUCCGGAAUAUUUGGGGUGAGACUGCAUAUGACGCUGCUGCUGCAGUGUUCGAGGUAUGGAUAUGUGAGGUCUUACAAAAAUCAGAAGCAGAGCGAUGGCGCAGAACCACUGUCCCGUACAACCCUCUCGCGGUGCACACGACCGUCCCCUUGAUCCUUUACGAGAACCAGCGCCUGGACGCACGGCUGAAAACGUUGGCAGUGUCUGGUGGGAAGCCAAAGUGGUCACACUAUGGCCUUGGUAGGCCGGGUCGGCGUGCACUAUUCGAGUUGAAACUGCCUUCCCCAAAUGACGCGGGCGCCACACUGGUUGCUGCCUGGCGAAGUGGUGUCCAGCUUCCACUGAUCGGAGAUCCUUGGUCAUUACCAGAAACAAGCUCCAGGGACAGGCCCGCCGUUGAGGACACCGAAAGAAGUCACUUCUGGCUGUCUGAUUGGACGUUGGAUUACCCUGGCGUUGAUGUGGAGGCAGCCUGGGAAUAUGCAGAGGACUUUUCCUCGCCCGAUGAAGCCUGGAUUGCCGAACCGCCCCCUCAGCUUCAGCGUUUACUGAGCGGGAGUGGACUUAUGACAGCUAGCUUAGGCGCUCCUUCCAGAAGCCACAGCCGUACAAGCAGCAGUAGCUCAGUGACCUCCGCAUCUGUGGCCGCACGAGCUCCGACGUGGGAACCGGAUGGAGCCAUGUACCAUCUUGCGUCUGAUGGCUCUCUCGUCCCAUUUACCGAGAACGACCAGGGCGAUUUUGGAGAAGGCGAAGGACAGGAACUCGGAGCGAUGACCUCCACAAGACUGUCAUCGGCCCAGGACUACGUCUCUCGUGCUUGGUAUCUAGUCGGAACUCAACGGGAUGCUGUCGUCGGCGAGGAGACUUUAUCUGCUGUCGAAGCAAGGCGUGCUAUUGCCAAACUUGAGCGUGCAACCACUGAACUGCGACAGGGUAUUCUUAAUGGUAUCCAAGGCGAUGGUGAUACAGAACGAAAAACUCAGGCUGAAGUCCUGCUCAACACCUACAGCAGAGAGCUCGAGCGUCGCCGACUCGCGGCUGGUAAUCAAAGAUGGCUCAUCUCUGGCCCAGAUGACGAUUAUGUGGAAGACGACGAUGAGGACGAAGAGGAGUUCCGCUAUCCUGGUUAUACGCCUUCAGGCGCGCCUAUCCACCCAACUUCUGUUUCUCGUCCACCUACGGAUUUGACUCCUCACCUCUCUCAGGCACCUGACUUCCGCGUGCCUACCCACGAAGCACCUCAGAAAGUUUUAAGUCCCAGGUGGACUGCCCCCACGCCUUACCAAGUCCAUGCGCAAUGGGAAAGAGACGAUAUGGUGUCCAAUUGUAAUGACUGUCAUCGGCGGUUCGGAUUUCUUUUAAGAAGACAUCAUUGUCGCAAGUGUGGUCGGAUUUUUUGUGACCGUUGCUCUUCUCAUCGAGCACUCCUCGAUCCGUCCGUUAUUGUUCGUGACCCUGUGUUUCCAGAAUCAGCAGCAUCCUCUUCGACUCAGCGUGUCUGUCAAGGAUGUCACGAUGAAAUCAAUGCCAGUCUCCCCACUAGAUUCUCAGGCUCCACCUCGUCCACCAUGGAAAGAAUCGUGGUCGAUCAAAGAAGGCUCAUGGCCCCUGGACAGCUCCACAGGCAGGAGUCUAGUUCGCAACUAAGCGACCUUGCAGAGUGCCCUGUGUGCAGCACUAGCCUUGCAGAUCUUGGACUACCGGCAGAACAAGAAGCCCACGUGAAGAUUUGUCUGGAAGGAGACGCUGAGACAACACCUCAAGCUGCUAAAUAUCUGGUUUAUAAAUUGCCUGGCGAGAGCGCACUUCUGGGUGUUGAAUGCAAGUUUUGUUUUAUUACUCUUGUGUGA